This is a messenger RNA of Symbiodinium sp. CCMP2456, 339 nucleotides long. The record is from the annotation of a GenBank genome assembly. NCBI's taxonomy places the organism in Eukaryota, Dinophyceae, Suessiales, Symbiodiniaceae.
AUGUUACCCAAGCCCAACUUCACGCACAUAACCUACUGUGUUUGGCGCCUUCAAACCACCAAACACAGCAGGUUCUGUGCGUUCGCCACGCUCGUGGGUGAUGGAUCUGUGGUCUCCUGGCAUAGUGUCGACAGCAGUGCGGUCCAGCAUCAGCUGAAGAACCUGCAGCAGAUCCAAGCUUCUUACUCGGCAUCUGCUGCAAUCCUGGGCGAUGGAUCUGUCGUUACCGGGGGCAGUGCCGACCAUGGUGGCGACAGCAGUGCGGUGCAGGAUCAGCUGCGAGGUGUGCAGCAGCUCCAAGCUUCUUAUUCGGCAUUUGGUGCAAUCCUGGGUGACUGA